AGGGGUUAAAAGGUAAUUGCAACUAUUGAUCUAAGCCACACUUCACAGUGAUUCUUCUUUCUCCCGCAAAAUGCACUUCAAUGGAAAACCUUCAGCUUAGCUACCAUUGCCAUGGCCACAAAAAUUCAGAGAAAUCUCGCAGUUCUGUACAAUACAAGACAAUUCUCCGUCGCCGGAGCUUCAUACACCGGUACAACCUCAGCGGCGGCGACGGCGGCGGCAUCAAAGGUCGGAAAUUUAAUCGUGGUCGCUUCAAUUGCAAAAGCUUUGAUAAAGCCAGGAGGAACACGUAACCUAGAAAAGUACGGCGAUUUAAUUCCCUUAUCAGAAAGCCUAGUCCUUCAAGUUCUUCGCCGCAACAAUUUGGAUGCUGAAAAGAAAUUAGACUUCUUCAAAUGGUGUUCUCUCAGGCCUAAUUUCAAACACUCUACUGAAACAUACUCUCAAAUGUUCAAAUGCAUUUGCUAUAGUCACAAUCACCGGGAAGAUGUUUUUGUAUUGUUAAACUCAAUGAAGGAUGAUGAAGUGUUGCUUAAUUCGGCCACAUUUAAGUUACUACUCGACUCGUUUACUCGAACUGGUAAUUUCGAUUCAGCUCUUGAGAUUUUGGAGUUUGUAGAAGGAGAUUUGGAUAACUCUAGUUGUUUAAGUCCUGAUGUGUAUAAUUCUGUACUUAUUGCUCUUGUACAAAAGAAUCAAGUUAAUUUAGCUUUGUCGAUUUUUCUUAAAUUGUUGGAAACUAAUGAUGGGAAUAGCAUUGGGGUUAGUAGUGCCAUUGCGUGUAAUGAGUUGCUUGUUGGCCUUAAGAGGGGUAAUAUGAGAGCUGAGUUUAAACAAAUCUUUGAUAAGCUUAGGGGAGGGAAUGUGUUUCCGUUCGAUAGAUGGGGGUAUAAUAUAUGCAUUCAUGCGUUCGGGUGUUGGGGGGAUUUGUCUAGGUCUUUGAGUCUUUUUAAAGAAAUGAAGGAAAGGGGAAGUUGGUUUAGUCCCGACUUGUGUACUUAUAAUAGCUUGAUUCAUGUGCUUUGCUUGCUCGGGAAGGUUAAGGAUGCUUUUGUUGUGUGGGAGGAAUUAAAGGGAUCAUCGGGGUUGGAACCUGAUGCUUAUACCUACCGAAUCGUUAUACAAGGUUGCUCUAAGGCUUACCUGAUAAAUGAUGCGAUAAAAGUGUUUACUGAGAUGCAGUACAAUGGCAUACGUCCUGAUACUAUAGUAUAUAACUCCCUCUUAGAUGGACUACUCAAGGCAAGAAAGUUGACAGAUGCAUGCAAUUUAUUCCAGAAAAUGAUUGAAGAUGAUGGUGUACGAGCCAGUUGUUGGACCUAUAAUAUUCUUAUUGAUGGCUUGUUCAAGAAUGGGAGGGCUUUGGCUGCUUAUACCCUAUUUUGUGAUUUGAAGAAGAAAAGUAAUAAUUUCGUGGAUGGGGUUAGUUAUAGCAUUGUCAUUUUACAUCUUUGUCGAGAAGAUAGGCUUGACGAAGCACUGAAGUUGGUGGAAGAGAUGGAAGCUAGAGGGUUUACUGUUGAUUUGGUUACUAUAACUUCUCUUUUGAUUGCAAUCUACAGGGAGGGACAUUGGGACUAUACAGAGAGGCUUAUGAAGCACAUCAGGGAUAGCAAUUUAGUUCCAAUUAUUAUCAGAUGGAAAGACAGUAUGGAGGCUACAAUGAAAGCUCCACAGAGCAGAGAAAAGGAUUUUACACCCAUUUUUCCAUCCAACCGGAACUUUGGUGAUAUUCUAGGCCUAGAAAACUUAACAGACGCUGAGACGGAUAUUGCCCUUGGGGCAGAGGAAGCUGAGAUACACUAUCAAGAAAGUGAUCCGUGGUCAUCAUCGCCAUAUAUGGACAUGCUGGCUGAUAAAGUUAGCUCCCAAAGUAAUUCUUCAAGAACGUUCUCUCUUACUGGAGGAAAACGAAUAGACACUAAAAGUGCAGAUUCUUUUGAUAUUGACAUGGUGAAUACCUUCUUGUCGAUAUUUUUGGCCAAAGGAAAAUUGAGCAUGGCUUGUAAAUUAUUUGAAAUUUUCACCGACAUGGGCGCUGACCCUGUUAGUUAUACUUACAAUUCUAUGAUGAGUUCAUUUGUCAAGAAGGGAUAUUUCAAUGAAGCAUGGGCCGUUUUACAGGAAAUGGGCGAGAAAGUUUGCCCUUCUGAUGUAGCAACAUACAAUGUCAUAAUCCAAGGCUUGGGAAAGAUGGGAAGGGCUGAUCUUGCUGAUGCCGUACUAGACAAACUAAUGAAGCAGGGAGGUUACCUUGACAUUGUAAUGUAUAACACCUUGAUUAAUGCCCUCGGGAAGGCUGGCAGAAUCGAGGAAGUAAAUAAGCUUUUCCAGCAGAUGAAAGAUAGUGGAAUAAAUCCAGAUGUCGUCACUUACAAUACACUAAUUGAAGUUCAUGCCAAGGCGGGCCAGCUUAAGCAAUCUUAUAAGUUUUUAAGGAUGAUGUUGGAAGCAGGUUGUGCGCCGAACCAGGUAACUGAUACAACUUUGGACUUUCUGGAGAAGGAGAUCGAAAAAUUGAGAUACCAAAAGGCAUCCAUGAAACGCCCAAAUGUAGAUAAUCCUUUAUGAGAAACAACUGUACACUUCAAGGGAGGGAGUUCAGGAUAAGAAGGUCAACACACUAGCUGUCAAUCAGAUGAGAUGAAAAUCAUAAGAGACUAGGGUAUAAUUCCCAGCAUUGUUAAAAAACGUUAAGUGACUUCUUCCCAUUUGUGUAAGCAUUGGUGAACAGAGUUAUCUGGUACAUGUACUAGAAGGUGGGAUGUAUGUGGAGAUUAUGGCGAGAACAUUGUUACUCUUAUGACGAAAUAGGUAUGGCUUUUCUCAGAGAGAUAAGACUUCCAAUUAAGACGUCAUGAAAUUGAAGGUCGAAGCAAUGUCAAGCAGGCACUCAUCAAAAUGCAAGUAAGUGAAGUACAUAAUUAUAUGGAGGUAUGUAUCAGUUGAUUGAACAGUACCAGCUAUGAACUUGGUUGAAUAUCUUAAUUUGUUUGUACCAUAGAACACAUAUGUAUUUGUGUUGCUUCUUAUUUCUACCGUACUUGCUAGUUUUCCUAAGAGUCAUUGUAUUUACUCAUUCUUUCCCAUUAAGCUCUAACUCUGAGGUUGAGUAAGGUUUGUGUACAUUUUAUCCUUUACAAACCCCA
Molecule: messenger RNA, 3149 nt
Organism: Solanum pennellii
Lineage: Eukaryota; Viridiplantae; Streptophyta; Magnoliopsida; Solanales; Solanaceae
Product: pentatricopeptide repeat-containing protein At4g01570
Exons: 2
Coding region: 112-2571 (819 amino acids)
Molecular function (GO): protein binding
Source: RefSeq, a predicted model, not a curated record